Messenger RNA from Closterium sp. Naga37s-1, 4976 nucleotides. Lineage: Eukaryota; Viridiplantae; Streptophyta; Zygnematophyceae; Desmidiales; Closteriaceae. The record is from the annotation of a GenBank genome assembly.
UGGCACCGCAUAUCCAACUCCGUCUGGUGGCAGGACUUUCCCCUCUGUCUGGUGUGUUUGCUUCUGGGUAUCUGCACUUCCACUGUCUCCACUCACCUUCAUCCCUCCGUCCCACCUCACCACUUUCCCUCCCCUCCAACAACCCCCCUUCCCCCCUCCCCACCACCACCCACCAGUGGCACCGCAUAUCCAACUCCGUCUGGUGGCAGGACUUUCCCCGCCGCCCCUCCCCUCUCUACUCCUCCCUCUUCUCCCCUCUCCCCACCAAACCCUCCCCCCAUUCCGCCUCCUCCUCCUCCGCUCCACCCCCCCUCGUCUCCGAUUUCGCAUCAGAGCUAGCUUCUUUCAUUGCACCGCUAGUGGCCCACAGCCCCUCCGAGGCCCACUGGGUGCUCUCGCUCGCCUCCUUUGACUUCUCCCGAGCCUCCGCCGUGCUUGUAGCCUCGGUGCCGGGCGUGCACCGCCGGCCUGUUUCUUUGCCGGACGUGUGCCGAGCCUCUGUGGGUGGAGCUGGGGGGAAGAUCGCUGGGAAGGGGACGAGGGAGUGUGGGAAGGCGACGGGGAGGGGGAGGCGAAGAGAAGAAGCAGCCGCAGCAGCAGAAGCAGAACAAAGGGGGGCGACUCUGCUAGGCUGUGUGCACACGCAAGUGGUGGGAGUGAAGCCUCGGUUUGGGCCGAGAGGAGAUCCCCACGGGACUCGCUUCAAGGGCCUCAUGGCUGCUCUGUGCGGGGAGGGCAGGGCGGGGCGGGCGAGGGGGGAGAGGCGUGUGGUGCUGAGGCGUGCCCUGGGGCUUGCUGCUGAUGGCAACGCUGUCGCUGUGAUGCUGGUGGGGCAGCGCACAGGGGGAGGGGGAGGGGGAAGGGGAAGGGAGGGAGGUGUGGAGGUGGGAGGCGGGAAGUGGGAAGGGAAGGCAGGGUUGCCAUGUGAAGGGCAGGCGAAGAGGAUGAAAGGAGGGGGCGUGGAGGAUGGGGUGGGAAAGGAGGUGAGAAAACGGGAUCAGAGAGGAGCGCAGGAGGAGGGAGGAGAGCAGGGCGAGGGGGAGAAGGAGGGAGAGGAGAAGGAGGGAGAGGAGGGGGAGGGAGAGGAGGGGGAGGAGGAGGAGGAGCUGGUGCAGGUGGGGUAUUUACCGCGCGGUGUGGCGCGGUGGGUGGCGCCUGUGAUGGACGCGGGUGUGUGUGCGGUGGAGGGGCGGGUAGCAGCAGAGGACGUGCAGGCUGCUGCCUCUGGCCACAUGGACUGGCUCGUGCCCAUUCGCCUGGUGCUCUGGCAGGGGCCCGCCUUCCCCGCUUCCCAGUACACACCUCCCUCCGCUCGCAGCAGUGGCGGCGGAACGCUGGAGAAGGCGGGGAGGGAGGGGGUAGAGAGGGGCAGAGAGGAGCUGGGCGUUUCAAGGACUCGGGAAGAGUGCAGUGGAGUGGAGUGCGGUGGGGCGGAGUCAAGUGAGCAUGCGCCAUGGGUGGGCGAUGGCGCCCUGCAGUGUGCUGUGGUGCGGCUGCUGGGGGCGCUGGAGCGACCCCGGGGGCUGUGGAGGCUGCAGGAGGUGAGUGUGGUGCAGGGCGGUAGUGUGCGGAGUAAUGCGAUGACGUGGGGUGGGGUGGGAUGGGUGGUUCUCUCGCGUGUCAAGUGGCCAAGCACCCCUCACUCGGACUUUCUAUAUGCCUCGUCGUCAGUGGGCGGGUCAGUGGAUGUCAAGUUCGUGGCGGCGUUUGCAGCAGCGGCGGGCAGGAGGGUGGGCACGGGGUGGACAGAGAGCAACAGCCAGGGCGACGGGGGCGAGGGGGAAGAGAGGCAGUCGUGCAGCAGCAGCAGCCAGGAGUCGGACCCUGGGGGGGCGAGGGGCGUUUGGAACGCCGUGAAUGGGAGUGGGAAUGGGUAUCGGAAAGGGAAUGGGAAUGGAAAUGGGAAUGGGAAUUGGUAUGGGAAUGGGAGUGGGAAUGGAAAUGGGAAUGGGAAUUGGUAUGGGAAUGGGAGUGGGAAUGGAAAUGGGAAUGGGAAUUGGUAUGGGAAUGGGAGUGGGAAUGGAAAUGGGAAUGGGAAUUGGUAUGGGAAUGGGAGUGGGAAUGGAAAUGGGAAUGGGAAUUGCUGUUAUGCCCACCCACCCCUUCUCUCACCCUCAUCUGUCCUGUCCCUUCCUGCCAUCUCGUUGCCAUCUCGUUGCCAUCUCUUUGCCAUCUCGUUGCCAUCUCGUUGCCAUCUCGUUGCCAUCUCGUUGCCAUCUCAUUGCCAUCUCGUUGCCAUCUCGUUGCCAUCUCGUUGCCAUCUCGUUGCCAUCUCGUUGCCAUCUCGUUGCCAUCUCAUUGCCAUCUCAUUGCCAUCUCAUUGCCAUCUCGUUGCCAUCUCGUUGCCAUCUCAUUGCCAUCUCAUUGCCAUCUCGUUGCCAUCUCGUUGCCAUCUCGUUGCCAUCUCGUUGCCAUCUCGUUGCCAUCUCGUUGCCAUCUCGUUGCCAUCUCAUUGCCAUCUCAUUGCCAUCUCGUUGCCAUCUCGUUGCCAUCUCGUUGCCAUCUCGUUGCCAUCUCGUUGCCAUCUCGUUGCCAUCUCAUUGCCAUCUCAUUGCCAUCUCAUUGCCAUCUCGUUGCCAUCUCGUUGCCAUCUCGUUGCCAUCUCGUUGCCAUCUCGUUGCCAUCCCGUUGCCAUCUCCGUGCCUCCCAUCCCUUCCCCUCCUUCCGAUCCCGCUCCCCCAUCUCCACCUCCCCCUUCUCUCUAUUUCCCCCUUCCCCUUCCACUCCCACAACCCUCAACCUUCCUCUCCCCUCCACUUCUCUUCCUCCCCUCCCCCCCCGCUCGUCUCUUCCUCACCCCACUCCCCUUUAGCCUUCCAUGCCCUCUCACCCUCUCCUCUUCACUCUCCUCCCUGCCAUCCCCCAGUGGAACGGCUGGGACUAUCCCAGCAGAAGGAAGCAGCAUCGCCAUCGCUGGGGCUGAUCUAUCCCACCAUGGCCACUGCCCUUGCUGCAAUGCCCUCUCAUCCCCGCCUCUUCACCUUCCCCACUCUCUCCUGCAGUGGAACGGCUGGGACGUGCAGAGGGAGGCAGCAUCGCCAUCGCUGGGCCUGGUGUAUCCCACCAUGGCCACUGCGCUUGCUGCCCGCGAGGGCCCUCAGGGCAGCCUCGGCGUGCUCUGCUUCUCCGAUCAGAGGGCAUCGGAGCGGUUGCUGCAAGCAGUGACGCUGCAUGACUGCGUGCCGCCGCUCACAGCAGCGCACCGAGCCGGUGUACCCAUGCACUGCAAGGUGUGUGCAUGCAGGGGGAGGGAGGAGGAGACAGGGGACUGGGGUCGCCAUUCGCAGAUUCAACCCCGGCCCGCCUCCCCCUCCCACCUUCCAUAUACAGCGGCUCGCACAGCUUCAGCCCUGCCCUGUCCUCCCCUCCCUCCCCCUCCCACCUUUCAGGUUGCCAUUCGCAGAUUCAACCCCGGCCCACCUCACUCCACCGCCACCUCCUCCUCCCCCACCCCGACCCCCACGACCGGGUGGGUGUACAGCGGGUCGCACAACUUCAGCCCAGCAGCGUGGGGUCGGCCAGUGCGCAAGCGGCACCUGUCAUGCGACCCGGCAGCAGCGGAGGACCUGGGCAUGGCGGCCGUGCUGGGGGACUGCCUGCACGUGCUCAACUUCGAGCUCGGUGUCGUGCUCGUGGAUGUGCCUUCUCGCUCCGGACAGCACACGCAGGGGCAGCGGGCAGGGCAGGGGCAGGGGCAGCGGGGGCAAGGGCAGGGGUUUGUGGGGUUGAGGGAGGGGAAGCUAGGGCGGAACGGGCUGCAGGGGGGGAGGGGACGGUGGGGAGGGCAAUGGGGGAGGCAACAGGGGCAAUUGGGCAGGUGGAAGAAUGGCAGUGCGAGUGGCAUUGGUGGCUCAGCAGCAGCAGCGACAGAUUUGUGGCGCGAAGAGCAGCAAGCACCGGGCGGCAGUGGCAGUGCGUGUGAGCGAGGCAUGGGCAUCGACAGGGUACACCUGCCGUUCCGUCUCCCUGCUCCCAGGUACUCACGCUCUGACGUCCCGGCAUCUGGGCGAGCACUCAAGGAGGCUGCUAUCGCUGCAGCGCUUGCAGCCGUUGCUGCGGCUGACAGUGAGAGUGGUGGCGAGGGCGAGAGUGUCCUUGCACAUGCUGCCGCAGUUGCUGCUGCUGCUGGUUGUGCUAGCAGCGGUGGCGGUAGCUGUGCUAUCGGCAGCCCGGUUAGUGUCGGUGGCAGUGGUGGUGUUGCUGCAGCUGCUGCUUCAGCAGAUGGUGCUGCAGCAAAUGCAGCGUCCAGGAAGGUAGCACGUGCUUCCCUGCCUGGCUCUCCUCUCUCCAACACACUCUCCUCCGCCUCACUCAAAUCCCUGCUGGGAGCGCUUUCCCCACUAGCAGCAGGUGCAACAGCAGGUGCAGCAGGAGCAGGAGCAGCGGCAGCACUAGGGGUGGCAGAGAGGAUGUUGCAAGUGGUGGAGGAGGUGGAUGAGGAGGAGGGGGGGGCGGUGGGAGUGGACGCUGAUGCACUGGCACGGGAUGCUCUCAGGAAUGAGACACACCUGCUCCUGCACGACUAUGCGAAGGGCAACGUGAUGGUUCGAGCGGUCGGCCAAGGCGGAUUCAACCUCAACUCUCCCGCGUGGGACAAAAUCGUCCGCGACCGGGCCGCGGGCAGCGUGGAGAUCGAUUACCGCAGCGUGGACUGCCCUAGCAGCCGCACCAUGGCGGUUCGAAUCGAGAACGACAGCAACGCGUACAACUUCGUGCUUCAGAUUCUCGGAGCAGCGAAGAGCGGAGGAGUGGAGAAGGUGGAAAUAUCCAAGGAUGGCCGGGACUGGAAGUCCAUGACGAACAACGGAUGGGGCGCAACGUGGGUGCUGAAUCCCGCCAAGGAUAUCGUGGAUGCAGGGCGCAAGGUGAGCGUGCGCGUGACGGCGGUGGGCGGCGGGCAGCAGGUGGUGCUGCAAGACGUGAUUCCGAGCAAGUGGAGCGGCGGGAAGAUCUACGAGAGCAGCACCAACUUCUAG